AUGGCACCGGUUUACGCAGACCACCCCUUCCCUGUAAUACCAACCCCCGUCUUCCUCGCCAAAAGCAAGAAUGAAGAGCCCGACAUGUUUGACGAGCUCGCCUCCGAGAUGGUCCACGUGCACAACAUGAUGAUCCGCGGCCUCAACUCCAUCUACCUCCAAGCACCACACAUCAAGUCGGCCGACGAGAAGGGCUUCUGCAAGUACAUCCUGCUCUGGCACGAGCUCCUACACGGCCACCACAGCGGCGAGGAAGCCCUGUUCUUCCCCGAGGUCGAGAAGUUGACGGGCGUCAAGGGCAUCAUGGAGACCAACGUCGAGCAGCACAAGGCCUUCCACGACGGCAUCGGCCGCUUCAAGGCCUACGCCCAGUCCGUGAUUGCCGGCGGGCAAAAAUACGAGGGAUCCAAGGUCGUGGCCAUGAUCAACGAGUUUGGCCCUGCCCUGAUUCAACAUCUCACCGACGAGAUCCCCACCGUGCUCGGUCUCCGGCAGUACGGCAAGGACAGGCUGGCCGGCUUGCCCAAGGUGUUUGACCAGGAAGGCGAGCAGGCUAUGAAAGAACUCGGCCUCGCGGGCAUGGUCUUCUGCUUCGCCAACCUCGACAUGCAGUACGAGAACGCCAUGUGGCAGAGCUGGCCGCCCGCGCCCCCGCCCGUCAAGGUGCUGUGCCGGUCCGUCUUCUGGUGGUUAAACCCGGAUGCCAGGAAGUUUGGUGCCGUCGACAGGAUGGGCAAAAUGCAGCCUCUGUAUGCCGUGCCCGAGAGCUCUUGA
Messenger RNA from Parathielavia appendiculata, 774 nucleotides. RefSeq lists its product as uncharacterized. NCBI's taxonomy places the organism in Eukaryota, Fungi, Ascomycota, Sordariomycetes, Sordariales, Chaetomiaceae. The coding region runs from base 1 to 774 and encodes 257 amino acids. The transcript has 3 exons. The record is from RefSeq and is a predicted model, not a curated record.